Molecule: messenger RNA, 2295 nt
Organism: Drosophila albomicans
Lineage: Eukaryota; Metazoa; Arthropoda; Insecta; Diptera; Drosophilidae
Exons: 7
Coding region: 280-1017 (245 amino acids)
Source: RefSeq, a predicted model, not a curated record
CACUGUCGUAGCUGUUGCUGUUGCUGCUACUUCUUCAGUACGUUUUGGUUACUCGCACGACGAACAACGCGGCGCGCUUGCGUCUCAACAGUUGCUGGCAACUUGGAAAGUGUUUUAAAUCUCGUGGCCGAUCGUCGCGCAGACGUCACUCGUCCACAUGUGAAUGUCUUGAAUCAAUUAGAAGGAGAACAAAAAGUGAGCAAAAGUGUGAGCCGCAGUUUUAAAGUGAAGCGAUAACAACAAACAUUGAAGUGAAUCGCAAAUUGCAAAGCUAACAAAAUGCAUCGAUAUUGUUGGUACUGGAGGUCGGCGGCGUCGCUGCUCGUGAUGGCGCUCCUGAUGGCGGUCGUAAGGUCAGAGGAAUGCGGCCAGGAGGAGUUCACCAAAUGCACCGAACCACUUGAGAUGCUGCAGUUAACAACGGAAUUUUCGAUUGGUGCUGCCAAAAAGGAGGAACUGGAUAAACUUUGUCAUGAGUUGCGGAAGGGUGUGCGUUGCAUUCAAAGCUAUACACGUCGCUGCAUGGAUCUGCAGCAAAGGAAUCAGUUCAAUAAGCUCUACCAUGGCACCAAUCAGUUCAUCAGGGAUCUCUGCAACAAGGGCGAAUUCCAGGAAGAGUAUCUGAAGCACGCGCAUUGCUCUGAAAUAGCUAAGAAGGACUUCGAAGUAUGCGCCACUCGCUACAAGGAGACGAUGUUCUUCCUCAAGCCAAAUAAAAAUCAGGAGAGCCAGGAAAACAGCACAAUGAAUGAGAAUAUCAAAACAAUUUGCUGUUCCAUCAAUGAGCUGGUGGAUUGCUCAGAAAACGCUGCGCGUAAAAUUUGUGGCAAUGAAGCAGCCAAGUUCACAAGGGAAUUGGUCGAUAAAUACGCCGACAGUUUGACCAAGAUCUAUUGCGAGGACUUCACACGGCAUCCCGGAAUUUGUCGAGAUGGCGAAGGCAACGGAGUCGAAGGGCUGAGACAGAAUAGUUUGGGAAUACUUAUAACAGCCUUACUGUUACUGCUAGUCAGAUAGAUGGAAUAGUGUUUUGUCAACCAGAAGAAACACUUUCAACAAAGAUCAGUUAAGUUUACUUUUGAAAAACGUUUAUUGCAGUUUAUGCAAAAAGCCAACAAAAUACACAAGAAACACAAACAUUAGUGAAAUACAACAAUAGUUAAGGUUUCUAAAGAACACACACAGAGAGAAAGUGAGUGAAACGUUUCUCGUGGUUCCCUUUCUCCAGAAGAAAACUUCUUAAUUAUAAUUAUGUCAAUUUUUCAGGCAUAUAAUGUGUUGCUUAAUUACUGAGGGCUUAGUUUAGGUUAAAGAAUGUGAAGUUAAGUGAGUGUAGCCUAUUUAUAAAGUAUACUUAGUUGAUAAGCGCGUUAAAUAUCACAUUGCAUAUAGUCAUACACAUACAUCGUAUAUAAAUAUAUAUAAUAUAUAGUAUAGAUUACUACUAUAUACUUAACAGCAGGUUAAGCAGAGAGUCGAAAAUCGAAAGUCUUCGUAGGUUUAGUUAGUGUUUAUUGGGAGUGUGUUGAAUGUUUAUUGUGUAGCAUAGCAAAUGUUGUUAGUUUGUUUGUGGCACUUGCAACCAAAAACAAUGAGUGCAAUACUAUAUAUUUGUUUAUUGAGCUUUCUUGAGUAGUUCUUAGUGCUUAAAUAUAUAUUCUAUACUUUAAUUAUUACUUGCAAAUGCAAUUGCUUUAAUUUCAAUUUGUUUAGAACACAUUUAGUGGAAACAAGCAUUUUAUUUUAGCCAAUACUUAAGCUAAUGGAUUACACAAAGCACUCACAGAAUAAAAUUAGAAAAUUGAAAUUGAAAGAAUAUUUAAGCAACACACACAUACACACACAAAAUAUCUGCAAUGAAGGAAUAAAUAUCUACAAAAAAAAAGGGAAUACUUAAUUUAGCAACUACACGCAAUUAUAAAUAAAUAUAUAUUCAGACUUUGAAAGAAACGUUGAGUAACGCACUUAUUUAAAGUCACCAAAAUGUAAAUAUGAUAAAAUGUAUUAAGGUUUAUAUAAAUAUACAUACGUAUAUAUAGGUAACAACAAUAUGAAGGCAUUAUUACAAAUAUUACAAAUACGAAUAAAAAGAUUAGUUCAACUUUAUAGUAAAAACUGUGAAUAUAUUAUCAUUAAAGAGCAACAUAUAAUUUAAGAAAAAAUUGUACACACACACACACACAGACAAGUGCACAGCAAAAGAGAGAACACACACACACACACACACACAAACACACACUUGAAAAGUAAAAACAAAAACAAAAACAAUAAAAUGAAAACGAAAAUGAAAAUAAA